AUUUUGUAGUAACACCCUUUCAAAAUGACUUCCUAAAACAGAAACAACAUGCAAAAUAUUUUCAUUUCAAGACUACAAAUCAUCUCCCGAUCCGAUUUUCGAGAUUGCUGCCGAAUGCUUACAACCAUCACCAGUUCCGAUAAUAAUAGAUAACGGCUCUUUUCAAACAAGGGCAGGUUGGGCAUGCAAAGGGGACGAACUAGGCGCUCCGCGGCUUCUGUUCAAGUCCGUGGCGGCAAGGAGCAGAGGGGCAGCGCGAAGUGAAACCCAAAUCGGCAAUGACAUCUCCAACCUCGAGCCCGUGCGAUGGCUCCUGAAAAGCCAGUUUGACCGAAAUGUGGUUGUAAACUUCGAGAUACAGGAACUGAUGUUCGAUUACAUAUUCAGCCACCUCGGAGUUGGCACUGAGGUAAGUGUUCAAGUUAUGUUGCACAAUUUCCUAUGUUGCUUGCCCUGUUUAGACCGUUCUACCUUCUCAGUCUUGAAUAUAACUUACUGACAAAGGUAGCUAACUAGAUAGUUGCUCCUUCAACCACAUAUGAUGUGGUUUCUCUCCGUUCUCUACCAUCUUUAGGGCAGCGUUGAACAUCCUAUAGUGCUCACAGAGGCGCCCUGCAAUCCGCUGCACAGUCGCCAGAUGAUGUCAGAGCUGCUCUUUGAGUGCUACAGAGUUCCUCAUGUGUCCUAUGGCGUGGACUGCCUGUACAGCCUCUACUACAACAACGUUCUCAGCAACCUCACACCCCCACACACCGGCAUUGUCCUCUCUUCUGGCUACCACUGCUCUCACAUCCUACCCGUUAUCAAUGGAAGGUAAGAUUCUACACAGUAACAUGAGGUUUUAAUGACUCCACUCAUACUCAACCAGGUAGCCAGAACUGUCUAGUAUUUAGCAGACUCCUCUAUUGUUUGUUGUCAUGCUAGAGUAGUUAGGGAAAGAACCAACAAGUUAAAAUGAACUUGUCUCAGCAGCAUACAUAUUUGAUGCAAAGAGGGUAGAAAUUGUCCCCCCUCACCGAUUUCAACUGCACCCUUAGUCAAUUUGUCCUGGCGCCGGGUCUGUCUGCUUGGCUUGGUAAGUAAUAUUACUUACCAGUCGAUAUUACUUACCAAGCCAAGCAGACAGACCCGGCGGCAGGAUAAAGUGAUUAAGGGUGCAGUUGAAAUCGGUGAGGGGGAAAUCAUUUUUUGGGUUCUAGCAUUCUGCUUAUAUCAUGCUAUACCACAAUAAACAUAAAGUUCAAAUUCCGAGACCAUUGAGAGCUUCUGAAGUGACAGGUUGCUGCAAAAUCUAUAGCCCAUCUCCGCUAUGCUGUGUCAGCACAAUGGACAGCAACCCAACACACUAAAGCGAGGCCAUUUUGGAAAUGAAUAUAGGCUACCAGAUGGAUAGGUAAAUUACCCUAUUACAAACAGCUUAUGUGAAUUCAGCCGUACACAGCUGUCUUACCAAAAUAAUGCAAACUAAAUGCUGAAAGUAGUAGCCUAGUUAUUCAUGCAAAACAAAAGUACUGAAUAGCAGUUUGGCUUAGAAUACCGACAACUUCAAAUGCAAAUGAAUGAAUGUGAACAGAACAGAACAGUGGUAGGCCUACUACAGGCAUAUAACGAAAUAUCAGAUCGAUAAAGGCAUAGUACAAUCUAUAUUUAGGCUAGUUACAUUAACAGUAAACAAAAAAACACAGUAAACAAAGGCAAAUGCAAAUAACCAAAACAUAGCCUACAGCCUACUACAGUGAGAUGCAGCCAUGCACAGCUGUCUUGCCAAAUAAAUAGGCCUGUAGGCCUGCUUCAAACAUGGAUGCAGCUCAUGAGUUCAGCAACACGUUGCGAUACGGCACAAUACACUUCUGUGGAUCAAAUUCGACCCACCCACUCAAUCAAUUAAGCAAUGCCGGCCUACCAUAAACACGUUUCCAAUACGCACAGUUCCAUUUACAGCCACGAAAAGCAAUAGGCUACCAAGAAAGCCUACAUUCUAUUUCUAUGGUUAUAUAUUUCUAUAAUGAAACAUACCGAUAUGUAGCUAUAACCAGGGCGUUAUUUGGGUUCUUGCAUUGGAAUUAUAUUGAAUUCUGCUUAUAUCCCCCUAUACCACAAUAAACAUAAAAGUUCAAAUGCCGAGACCAUUGAGUGCUUUUGACCAAGAAGUGACAGGUUGGUACUCUAUCGGCACCAUGAACAGCGCCCUACACACUAAGCAAGGUCGUUUCGAAAAUAUAGGCUGGCUAAAUAAGUCAUUUAGCCAUUCUAUACCCUAGGGUUUUGCUGAGAAUGACACCACUGGCUAUACCACCAAGAUGUUGAUCAAAAUCACCAGCUAAAUUGUUUCUUACCUUUUCAGAAGAGUUGCAGCCUCCUUGAUGAUCUGUUGAACUUCCUGAGUAAUUGAAAAUUCGAACUGACUUCUUGGAAACGUGGCAUCCUAUGACAGUGCUACGUUGAAUGUCACUGAGCUCUUCAGUAAGGCCAUUCUACUGCCAAUGUUUGUGUAUGGCGAUUGCAUGGCUGUGUGCUCGAUUUUAUACACUUGUCAGCAACAGGUGUGGCUGAAAUAGCCGAAUCCACUAACUUGAAGGAGUGUCCACAUACUUUUGUAUAUAUAGUGUAUUAAUCACAGUGUGCUUAAAGCAACAGACAAGCUCAGUAGCCUACAUAUAGUUGAUUUUAUUAAAAUACAAGUUUUAAAAUGUUGACCAAUCGAUUGGUCGAAAGAACAGACGAUUCUAGGUCGACCAAGAUUUACUUUGGUCGGGGACAGCCCUACAAGCAAUCAUUUGAACUUUUUUGCUCUUUUUAUAUAGGAACAUAAAACUUAAACUGAGAUGGCACAAGUUUCAACGGAGGGGGCUUAGCCCCCUUUUGCCCACCAACAGAGCUGUUUUAUCGAGGUUCAAAUAUCCUGUGCUUUUUCAUUUGGUGCAUACAGUCACAGCUUGGCUACAUUGUAACCACGAAGUGGCCACGGUGCGCUCAACUAUGGGGCUCAGCCAGGACUGUUACUUUUGUAACUGAAUUAAAAUAUUUUAACAAUGUGAUUUAACUGAUUGAAGUUGGGAAAAUAGAUGGUAAAAAUGCAGAAUGGUGUUAAAUGCCUGUAAUAUUAGGCCUACUGAUUAUUUCUCACUAUCUACUUGCAAGCUACUCAAAGACAGCCCGCGAGGUACCGGACAUGCAGUUUUCUGCUAAUGUGCAACCUUUGGUAGGCUGAUGGAAGACCGUGAUACAGAGAAGCCUAAUCAGACAUGCCGUGCUCAUCAUGGUUCGUACAGGAAAAGUGAAAAGAUACAAUGAAUUUGCUGGUGGUGCACGCAGCUCAAUUUAUAUGGACCAACACCACUGGACAUGAAACAACAAUGCAAAUGUAACAACAAAAUAGAUAAACAAUUUUAUUUUGCAGGUGCCUUUUCAUUUGAAAAAUGGUGCAGCUAGUGCUUUCUAACUGCACUGAAGCAAAACUUUCCAGUGGGCAAAACCAUUCAUCUUGAGGCGACGGGGGAGGGGGUGCAAAAUGCAAUCUGUUAACUAUUAUAUCAUAUAUAAAACGGAUGUAUCUAUUAUAAUACAGACUAGCUCAAAACAUUACUUAUCACUGAAAAUGACAAAUUACCGAAUGGAUCUUUAUACUUUUCUCGUAAAAAAGUGGGGGUGCAAAAACGUACUGUACGUUUGCAUCCCUAUUUUGAAAGUGGGUGGUGCAGCUGCUCCUGUUGCUCCAUUGCUCAGGGCCUUUGUGCCAUUUUAACAUAUGCCACACACCUUGUAACGUCAUUUCCUCUGGUGUUUCCCCAGGCUGGAUGCAGGGAACUGUAAGCGUGUGAACGUGGGAGGGAACCAGGCGGCCUCCUACCUCCAGCGUCUGCUCCAGCUGAAGUACCCUGGUCACCUGGCUGGCGUCACCCUCAGCCGCAUGGAGGAGCUGCUCCACGAACACAGCUACACAGCCACAGACUACCACCAAGGUCUGCCUGCCAUGGGGCCAGAGAGAUGUAGUGAGAUGACAUGAAACAGGAAUUGUGGUGCUUUGCUUUAUAUGUGAUUCAUUUCCUGACUCUCUCUCUCGGUGUCUCUCAGAGCUGGAGAAGUGGCGCAGUGCAGAGUUCUAUGAGCAGGAGGUGCACCGCAUGCAGUUGCCCUUCUCUGCCAAGGGGCUGGGUGGCGUGGUGAGUGUGGAGGAGAGGCAGGAGAGACGCACCCAGCAGCUGCGCAGGCUACAGGAGAUCAACGCCCGGCGCAGGGAGGAGAAGCUGCAGCAGGACCAAGAGCGGCUGGAUAAACUACUGUCAGUGCAGGCAAGAACCAUUACCUUUGAACCACUUGGUCAACCAUGAACCUUAACUGCUCCCCUUUUCUCCCCUAAACCACCACAUUUCACAUAUAGACCUAAGCUUUAAAGCUUUCCUUAACAUUCUAACCACCAGUCUUAUCCAUUGAGGUUGCCUGUGUGUGUGUUUGGUCGUGUGCAUAGGAGCUGUUGGAGGACGGCUACCUGGAGCAGUUCCAUAAGAACCUGGUCCAGCUGAACAUGGACUCUGCUGAGGAGCUGCAGUCCUAUAUCAACAAGCUGAGCCUGGUGGUGCAGCAGGGCAGGCAGCGACUCUUGCAGGUGAUCAUAGGGGCUAGCUAACAAUAGCAUUGCAUUAGGAUGACAACAAUGUCCAACGAAACAGUUCUUUCAAAACAGCCUAGACUAUGGCAACAUAUCACCGUGUCACAUGAAUUGCUGAAUACCCUUAUUGACAAGUAAGAAAUCUCCCUCUGUCAGGCCUCAGAAAUGGAGCAGCCAAUGGACGAAGGGGACGGCGUGACAGAGAUGGAUCCAGACUUCAGCGAGGAAAAUGCAGAGACAGAAAAGCAUGUGCAGGUAAAUAAAUAUUCUCUACUAUUUUAAUGGUAUACAGUGCUUUCGGAAAGUAUUCAGACCCCUUGACUUUUUCCACAUUUUGUUAGGUUACAGCCUUACUCUAAAUUUGAUUACAUUUGUUUUUUUCCUCAUCAAUCUAUGCACAAUAACCCAUAAUGACAAAGCAAAAACAGGAUUUUAGAAAUGUUUGCUAAUUAAAAAAAAAAAAAAACGGAAAUAAGACAUUUACAUAAGUAUUCAGACCUUUUACUCAGUACUUUGUUGAAGCACCUUUGGCAGCGAUUACAGCCUCGAGUCUUCUUCGGUAUGACGCUACAAGCUUGGCACACCUGUAUUUGGGGAGUUUCUCCCAUUCUUCUCUGCAGAUCCUCUCAAGCUCUGUCAGGUUGGAUGGGGAGCGUCGCUGCACAGCUAUUUUCAGGUCUCUCCAGAGAUGUUUGAUCGCGUUCAAGUCCGGGCUCUGGCUGGGCCACUCAAGGACAUUGAGACUUGUCCCGAAGCCACUCCUGUGUUAUCUUGGCUGUGUGCUUAGGGUCGUUGUCCUGUUGGAAGGUGAACCUUUGCCCCAGUCUGAGGUCCUGAGCGCUGUGGAGCAGAUUUUCAUCAAGGAUCUAUCUGUACUUUGCUCCAUUCAUCUUUGCCUCGAUCCUGACUAAUCUCCCAGUCCCUGCCGCUGAAAAACAUCUCCACGGCAUGAUGCUGACACCACCAUGCUUCACCGUAGGGAUGGUGCGUUUCAUGCCAAAGAGUUCAAUCUUGGUUUCAUCAGACCAGAGAAUCUUGUUUCUCAUGGUCUGAGAGUCUUUAGGUGGCUUUUGGAAAACUCCAAGCGGGCUGUCAUGUGCCUUUUACUGAGGAGUGGCUUCUGUCUGGCCACUCUACCAUAAAGGCCUGAUUGGUGGAGUGCUGCAGAGAUGGUUGUCCUUCUGGAAGGUUCUCCCAUCUCCACAGAGGAACUCUAGAGCUCUGUCAGACUGACCAUCGGGUUCUUGGUCACCUCCCUGACCAAGGCCCUUCUCCCCCGAUUGCUCAGUUUGGCCAGUCGGCCAGCUCUAGGAAGAGUCUUGUUGGUUCCAAACUUCUUCCAUUUAAGAAUGAUGGAGGCCACUGUGUUCUUGCGGACCUUCAGUGCUGCAGAAUUAUUUUGGUACCCUUCCCCAGGUCUGUGCCUCGACACAAUCCUGUCUCGGAGCUCUAUGGACAAUUCCUUCGACCUCAUGGCUUGGUUUUUGCUCUGAAUGCACUGGCAACUGUGGGACCUUAUAUAGACAGGUGUGUGCAAUUCAUGUCCAAUCAAUUGAAUUUACCACUGGUGGACUCCAAUCAAGUUGUAGAAACAUCUCAAGGAGGAUCAAUGGAAACAACAUUUCUAAAAACCUGUUUUUGCUUUGUCAUUAUGGGGUAUUGUGUGUAGAUUGCUGAGGAUUUUAUUUAUUUAAUCCAUUUUAGAAUAAGGCUGUAACGUAACAGAAAGUGGAAAAAGUCAAGGGGUCUGAAUACUUUCCGAAGGCACUAUAAACACAAGUCUGAACAACGUUCAUACAGAACGAAAUAUAGAUUGUGUAUAAACCUCUUGUGAUGGAGGCUCCACUAGCCCUGUUGACAAACUCCUCUCCCCACAGCCGGUGUUUAACAUGGCAGAGUACCACCAGCUGUUUGUGGGUACGGAGCGCCUGCGAGUCUCAGAGAUCCUCUUCCAGCCGUCGCUGAUAGGAGAGGACCAGAUGGGCAUGAUGGAGACUCUGCAGUAUGUCUUAGCCAGGUAAUCUACUGCACAUUUCCUCGCUUUUUGAAUGUAAAUUCAAUAAAAGCAACACGCAGAUGGCCACAAUAACUGGAACUUGAUUAAAAUAGUAGCUGAAGAGGUUGAUCAUAGUUUGCAUGACUUGACUGUGUGCAGGUAUACUCCUGAGCAGCAGGAGGCACUGGCCCGUAACGUGUUCCUGACGGGAGGGAACCUACAGUAUCCAGGUAUGAAGGAGAGAAUAGAGAGAGAGCUGCUGGCCAUGAGGCCCUUCCAGUCUCACUUCCAGGUAUAGUAAACGUCUAUGUAUGUGGCCAUUUACUGCUCCUAAGGACACAGUUGUGUCAUUUAACUUACAGUUGAAGUCGGAAGUUUACAUACACUUAAGUUGGAGUCAUUAAAACUUGUUUUUCAAUGACUCCACACAUUUUUUGUUAACAAACUAUAGUUUUGGCAAGUUGGUUAGGGCAUCUACUUUGUGCAUGACACAAGUAAUUGUUCCAACAAUUGUUUACAGACAGAUUAUUUCACUUAUAAUUCACUGUAUCACAAUUCCAGUGGGUCAGAAGUUUACAUACACAAAGUUGACUGUGCCUUUAAACAGCUUGGAAAAUUCCAGAAAAGGAUGUAAUGACUUUAAAAGAUUCUGAUAGGCUAAUUGACAUCAUUUGAGGCAAUUAGAGGUGUACCUGUGGAUGUAUUUCAAUGCCUACCUUCAAACUCAGUGCCUCUUUGCUUGACAUCAUGGGAAAAUCAAAAGAAAUCAGCCAAGACUUCAGAAAAAACAAUGUAGACCUCCAAAUCAAUCCCAGAACAACAGCAAAUGACCUUGUGAAGAUGCUGGAGGAAACAGGUACAAAAGUAUCUAUAUCCACAGUAAAACGAGUCCUAUAUCGACAUAACCUGAAAGGCCGCUCAGCACGGAAGAAGCCACUGCUCCAAAACCGCCAUAAAAAAGCCAGACUACGUUUGCAACUCCACAUGGGGACAAAGAUCGUACUUUUUGGAGAAAUGUCCUCUGGUCUGAUGAAACAAAAAUAGAACUGUUUGGCCAUAAUGACCAUCGUUAUGUUUGGAGGAAAAAUGGGGAUGCUUGCAAGCCAAAGAACACCAUCCCAACCGUGAAGAACGGGGGUGGCAGCAUCAUGCUGUGGGGGUGCUUUGCUGCAGGAGGGCCUGGUACACUUCACAAAAUAGAUUGCAUCAUGAGGAAGGAAAAUUAUGUGGAUAUAUUGAAGCAACAUCUCAAGACAUCAGUCAGGAAGUUAAAGCUUGGUCGCAAAUGGGUCUUCCAAAUGGACAAUGACCCCAAGCAUACUUCCAAAGUUGUGGCAAAAUGGCUUAAGAACAACACAGUCAAGGUAUUGGAGUGGCCAUCACAAAGCCCUGACCUCAAUCAUAUAGAAAAUUUGUGGGCAGAACUGAAAAAGCGUGUGCUAGCACGGGAAGCUUGUGGAAGGCUACCCGAAACGUUUUACCGAAGUUAAACAAUUUAAAGGCAAUGGUACCAAAUACUAAUUGAGUGCAUGUAAACUUCUGACCCACUGGGAAUGUGAUGAAAGAAAUAAAAGCUUAAAUAAAUCAUUCUCUCUACUAUUAUUCUGACAUUUCACAUUCUUCAAAUAAAGUGGUGAUCCUAACUGACCUAAGACAGGGAAUUUUUACUAGGAUUAAAUGUCAGGAAUUUGGCUAAGGUGUUUGGCUAAGGUGUGUGUAAACUUCUGACUUCAACUGUAUAUUGGUUAAUGUUGGUACAAAGUUGGGCAAUAAUAUUAUGUACCAGUGGUAUAAAUACUCAGUGACUUGUACAAGUCUUAAUUUAAACAAUAUGGUUAUAAGGAGAGGGCCAUAUUACACUUAGGUGAGCAGCAUAGUAAACCACUGUUUUGACUCUCCUCUCCAGGUGAUGAUGGCGUCGCGGCCUGCGGUGGAUGCCUGGUACGGGGCUCGGGACUGGGCCUUGGAGCACCCCCCUGGCGGGGAGGGCUGGAUCAGCCGGCAGGACUACGAGGAAAAGGGCGGUGAGUAUCUGAGCGAGCACUGUGCCUCCAACGUCUUCAUCCCCAUGAAGAUCGCCAAACCAGUCCCGCGCCCUGCUGAAACUCUGUUAGUGCCCAUUACCACGAUGACGGCAGCUUCCCCCGACAGUGUUUCAGCCUCUCCAUCAACUGUCACCUCGGCACCGACCCAAACCUGAACUCCUCCACUUUCUCUCAUGAGCACAAAUGAGAAAGAGCAAAACUAGGUGGGUGAAUCUCACUGUAGAUAUCAUGGUGCUGUGCAUUUUGGGAUUUCAAAGCAGCACAGAUGAUGAUGAUGAUGGACCAAUAGACCGGUCUGAAGGCAUUGGGCUGCUUGGUUAGGUUAGUCCUUUUUGUUCUUCAUCACAUAAAUGAUUUGGGUUUUUACCUGUGGAGUUUUUAUAAUGCAAUCAAGCUAUGUUUAAGAUUCAUUCAAGGAUAUGUUGUCAACAACACAUCUAGAUACCACAAGCUGGCAUUUGCUGUCAAAUAUUGCAAUAAAAACAUACUGUAUGUAUAGCUACAAUGUUUUGUGUUAGAUUGUCAAGUUCUUCUUUGUUGUAUGCUGUAUCUAGAAGAGAUUCAUCCAGAUCCACAAGUAUUACUGCAGUACACCAUUAUGCCACAGGGUGGUGUUACUCUACAGCACAGUAGAUUUUUUUCCACACACACACUUUGACCAAACAACUGAAUGUUCAGCCAUUACAAGUUCUUCAGCAGCGUGUAAAGCAUUACUAGGAUGUAGGAACAUCCCUUUUUUACAGAUGUUUUGUUAUAUAGAUAAACAGAGAGAGAGUUCGAUCUCUAUUGUAGUAUUGCCACACUGUGUCCUGUUAGAUAUACAGUGUCUUCAGAAAGUAU
Coregonus sp. 'balchen' is the source of this 9490-nucleotide messenger RNA. The record is from the annotation of a GenBank genome assembly. Lineage: Eukaryota; Metazoa; Chordata; Actinopteri; Salmoniformes; Salmonidae.